Molecule: messenger RNA, 2115 nt
Organism: Onychomys torridus (southern grasshopper mouse)
Lineage: Eukaryota; Metazoa; Chordata; Mammalia; Rodentia; Cricetidae
Gene: Btbd6
Product: BTB domain containing 6
Exons: 4
Coding region: 60-1679 (539 amino acids)
Biological process (GO): neurogenesis
Cellular component (GO): cytosol
Molecular function (GO): protein binding
Source: RefSeq, a predicted model, not a curated record
GGGCUCCGGGGGUGCGGGGGUGCGGGGGUGCGGGCGGCAGGCAGGGCCGGCGUGGCUCCAUGCUGCUGCCGCUGGCCUGCCUGCAUGGGCGGGUGGCUCAGUGCCUAACCUCCCUGCUGGUGCUCGCAGAGCCGCUGCCCAGGCCCCGGCGCGGCGCGAAGGCGCGCUGCGCCGCGCCGACCAGUGUGGAGGCGGCCCCGGCCGGAGCGACGAUGGCCGCAGAACUGUACCCGCCCGCCGGCGCCUCCGCAGCUACUGCCACCGACAUCGCCAACAGCAACGCGGCGGGCGCGGCCGUGGGCAGGAAGGUCGGCCUUUGCUGCCCGCCCUGCCUGGCGCCCGCCCCGCUGCCGCCCUUGCCCGCGCCACCCGCGCCAGACAACAACAAUCCCGAGAGCCCCAACUGGCAGUCCUUCCACCCGACGCUGCGCGAGAGGAAUGCGCUCAUGUUCAACAACGAGCUGAUGGCUGACGUCCACUUCAUCGUGGGAGCCCUGGGGGCAGCCAAGCGCGUGCCCGCCCACAAGUACGUCUUGGCUGUUGGCAGCUCCGUCUUCUAUGCCAUGUUCUAUGGGGACCUUGCGGAAGUCAAGUCAGAAAUCCACAUUCCUGAUGUCGAGCCUGCUGCCUUCCUGGUCUUGUUAAAGUACAUGUACAGCGAUGAGAUUGAUCUGGAAGCAGACACAGUACUCGCCACUCUGUAUGCUGCUAAGAAGUACAUUGUGCCUGCAUUAGCCAAGGCCUGCGUCAACUUUCUGGAGACAAGCCUGGAAGCCAAAAAUGCCUGUGUCCUGCUAUCCCAGAGCCGACUGUUUGAGGAACCUGAACUGACCCAGCGCUGCUGGGAAGUCAUUGAUGCACAGGCUGAGAUGGCUCUGAGGUCAGAAGGCUUCUGUGAAAUUGAUCGGCAGACCCUGGAGAUCAUUGUGACCAGGGAGGCCCUCAACACCAAAGAGGCUGUGGUCUUCGAGGCGGUCCUGAACUGGGCUGAGGCAGAGUGCAAGAGACAGGGUCUCCCUGUCACCCCUCACAACAAGAGGCAUGUUUUGGGAAGUGCCCUCUAUCUAGUCCGAAUUCCAACUAUGACCCUAGAGGAGUUUGCCAACGGUGCUGCCCAGUCAGACAUCCUGACCUUAGAGGAGACCCACAAUAUCUUCCUUUGGUACACAGCUGCCAAGAAGCCCCUCCUUGACUUCCCCCUGACCAAGAGGAAAGGCCUCGCUCCACAGAGGUGCCACCGCUUCCAGUCCUCUGCCUACCGAAGUAACCAGUGGAGGUACCGUGGGCGCUGUGACAGCAUCCAGUUUGCAGUGGACAGAAGGGUGUUCAUUGCUGGACUGGGCCUUUAUGGGUCCAGUUCUGGGAAGGCCGAGUACAGUGUGAAGAUUGAACUCAAGCGGCUAGGGAUGGUCCUAGCUCAGAAUCUCACCAAGUUCGUUUCAGAUGGAUCCAGCAACACAUUCCCAGUCUGGUUUGAGCACCCAGUCCAGGUGGAGCAGGACACCUUCUACACAGCCAGUGCUGUCCUGGACGGCAGUGAGCUCAGCUACUUUGGGCAGGAAGGGAUGACAGAAGUGCAGUGUGGAAAGGUAGCCUUCCAGUUCCAGUGCUCCUCAGACAGUACCAACGGGACUGGAGUCCAGGGUGGACAGAUUCCAGAGCUCAUCUUCUAUGCCUAAGGUGUAGGGGUUGGGGUGGACUUGCCACCAGGCUCUUCCUCCAUGGAGUCUACCCAGUAAGUGCAGUGGAGGUGCAGGACACUGCCUACUGCCUUACUGACACCAUUAAAGGCUUGGCUUACUCUAUCAGCCCGAGUCUGAAACAGAUGACUUCUCUUUACAGCCACAGCCUAGGAACUGAAUUGCAGAUGUCCCCUGACCCGAGAUGGUAUUCCACAGAUGGAGGACAGACUUGGGUCCAAGGUAGUCCCAGGUCCCUGCCCAGUGACACCCAAGCUUCAGGACCCUUGGAUUUUCCUCCCAUUCUUUCGGAUUCGAAGUGGCUCCAGCCUACCUUGAGGCCUUCUAUUCAAGCCACAAGUUGCUGAAAAGUCACUUAAAAUAGUUCCAUCCUAUUUAAGUGAAUUUUCAUAAUAAAGGUUUUAACAGAACAAGA